Messenger RNA from Dunckerocampus dactyliophorus (ringed pipefish), 2503 nucleotides. RefSeq lists its product as uncharacterized. Lineage: Eukaryota; Metazoa; Chordata; Actinopteri; Syngnathiformes; Syngnathidae. The transcript is spliced from 9 exons. The record is from RefSeq and is a predicted model, not a curated record. Gene Ontology annotation, biological process: biosynthetic process. Bases 219 to 1373 code for a protein of 384 amino acids. Gene Ontology annotation, molecular function: strictosidine synthase activity.
UUCAACGUAAAUCGCAGAAAGUUUUUUUUUUCCAAUGUACGUGCGGUAAAAUCGUAAACGUGAUGUUCUAUGUAGAAUUGUUAUUGGCGGUCUCUGAACAUUUUGGCCACCUGAAGCUUCCUCUUACACCCUGUACCUUUACUUUGAAGUCAGGGGCCGGAUGUUUCUCCAACGAAUGUGUGCACUUCAUUAAAGGUGGCAGACGAACACUUUAAACCAUGUGGGGUGAAAGGUGGCUGUCGGUGGCGGUGCUGGCCGUGGCUGCUGGACUUUACUUCCUGCCGUCGCCCAUCGACCCCAAGCCGCACAUGCUGAAGGGGCCUCCUCCGGCGCUCGAGGGUCCGCUCGCCGCCAACACUCGCUUGCAGGAAGGUUGCAGGCUCUUUGAGGGGAAACUCCACGGACCAGAAUCCUUCACUGCUGAUGAGGACGGGAACAUCUACACGGGGACGGUGGAUGGGAAGCUGUGGCGGAUCGGCUCUGAUGACAGCCUCACCUUCAUCACCCAAAUGGGCCAGAACCUACCAGAAUGUGGAAGCAGCACGGCCUAUGAGCCGGUGUGCGGCCGUCCUCACGGUGUGCGCCUGGAUCGCCACGGUAACCUCAUCGUGGCCGACGCCUACUUGGGGCUGCACAGCGUCGACCCGCGAAGCGGAGAGAAGACGAUGCUCGUGUCCAACUCGGACGGCGCUGCCGGCGUCCCCUUCGCCUUCCUAAACGGCCUGGACAUCUCGUCCCAGACUGGGAUGAUUUAUUUCACCGACUCUUCCAGUCGCUGGGGGAGAAGACACGUCACGCUGGAGGUGAUGGAGCUGAACGACCUCGGCCGUCUUCUGUCCUACGAGCCUCACACGGGACGAGUGAGCGUCCUGCUGGAUUCUCUCUACAUGCCCAACGGCAUCGCGCUGUCACCCGACGAGCAUUUCCUGCUGCUGGCCGAGACCAGCAUCGGCCGCAUCCUGAGAUUCUGGCUGAAAGGCCCUAAGGCCGGUACCAAGGAGGUCCUCAUGGACAACAUGGUCGGUUAUCCUGACAACAUCCGCCUCAGCGACCACGGGACAUUCCUGGUCGGCAUAACAACGCCGCGCUUCCGCACGUUCACGCCUCCCUUCCUGGACAUGAUCGCACCCUACCCGGCUGUCAAACGCUUCCUGGCCAAGGUGGUUCCUCUGAGCUUCUACAAGGUGCUGCUGCCGCGCUACGCUCUGGUCCUGGAGCUGGACCCGGAAGGCCUGCUCCUGGCUUCCCUGCACGACCCAGAAGGCCGACUGACGUGGGCCAUCAGUGACGUGUUCCAGCACCGGGGGCGGACCUACCUGGGCAGCACCGACCUGCCCUUCCUGCCCGUCCUCCACAGAGCGUGGGAUGGCUGAUGCUGGGAGACCAGAGUGAAAGUAAAAAAAAGGUUGCAGGUUGGUUCCACGUUAAAAUCUCUAAAAACACCAAAGUGGAGCACAGAAAUGUCAAGCAAAACAAUAAAACGUUGUUAAGCACCUUGUCUCAUAUCUGAAAUAUCUUUAAUUUGCACAAAAACAUCAAAGAAGAGGAAAAGUGCAUCAUCAGUUCAAGUUGAUCAAGAACAAUAAUAAUUAUUUGAAAAGACGCCAAAAGAACAACUCAGUCUUCACUGACAGACAAUUUUCUUCAGCGUUCAGCAUCGUUUUUCCGCUCAGGGCUUCAAUCAAACACCAAAAUACGGCAACACGCUCAAAGUUGCAAAUGAAAAAAUAAGCAAAAACAAAACAAUCUAAAACACAGUCGCUGCAUGUCCAACGUAGGAAGUUAGCUAGUUAGUGAAAGCUCCAAGGGAACCCUUUGCUGAGCAUACAAUCAACUGUACAUGUAUACAGUAUACAGUAUGAAUACUCACAGUAGUACUUUUUGUUAUUCCACACAAUUCAGGGCUGUUUCUCUCUCACCUUCUUUAUCAAAACGCUGGCACUUGCAACUUUCCUGGGCCCCAUGGUGGCUUAUUUUGCAGCAGUGAAUAAUUACAAAUAAACCCCACCACAAGGCGUGGGGAUUCUUUGUUUGCGCGCUCGAGUCCACGGAAUGACACGCAGGCAAAACGGACUAGUUUGUUUGGCCGGAAGAAAAGCGAGGCAUAGUUUUGGCAGCAAUUUUAGUAGUAAAGCAAAUCUUACGACAACGAGGUACCCACUGCACAGCCAAACCUACAUAUCAAUGCCCCCCUUUUCUCAUGAUUCUGUUAAAAUGUUUGCAAUAUUGAGCGUAUCAAACUUGUCUACUUUAUUAACAUUCUCCCAUUUCAUUUAGGAAUUUAAUUUUUCUAAUUUAUUUUGUACUGUAACAUGCUUUGCUUAAUUUGAUUUCUUUUUAAACUUGAUUUAAAAAAUAUUUUUCUAAUUGAUUUUGUACUUUAACUUUCCUUACUUUUAUUUACAAUUUUGUUUCUUUUUAAAUUAGAUUUUUAAAAUAUUUUGUACUUUAACAACAUUGGUUUUUUUUUUUAAACGUUUUCUUAUAAUUUAAUUUUAUUCAU